AUGAAAUUGCUUACUAAUUCCCUGACUCCACCAUUAACUGUGAUUUUAUUAUAUUUCUAGGCUAAUCCUAAAGCAGAACAACACUGGAUCCAUGUCAGCUCAGAUGGCUGCAGGUUAGCUCUGAUAUGGAAAUAUGGAGGUAUUUAUUUGGAUACUGAUGUCAUCUCAAUCAGACAAAUACCAAAUAAAAACUUUCUGGCUGCUCAGUCCUCACAGUAUUCUAGCAAUGGUGUAUUUGGCCUUUCAAUCGGUCACAAUUUCUCUUGGAAAAGUAUGAAAAAUUUUGUUCAGAACUAUAAUGGAGCAAUAUGGGGACAUCAAGGGCCUGAUCUGUUCACACGAGUUCUGAAAGAAUUCUGUACAAUACCUACAUUUAAGUCCAUGGAGGAUGUUAUGUGUGGAAACAUCUCAUUCUUAAACCCACAACGUUUUUACCCUAUACCAUAUCCAUCAUGGAGGCUUUAUUACUCUGUUUGGGAAAAAUUGCCAACAUUCAAUGACUCUCAUGCUUUGCACUUGUGGAACUAUAUGAAUAAGGAAAAAAGAACUGUGAUUCCUGGAAGUAAUACUUUAGUGGAUCAUCUUUACCAGCAGUACUGCCCAAACACCUAUGAAUCUGUUAAACAAAACUAUAAUAAUACUAAUUAGAUACUA
Molecule: messenger RNA, 654 nt
Organism: Bombina bombina (fire-bellied toad)
Lineage: Eukaryota; Metazoa; Chordata; Amphibia; Anura; Bombinatoridae
Product: alpha-1,4-N-acetylglucosaminyltransferase-like
Exons: 1
Biological process (GO): protein O-linked glycosylation
Molecular function (GO): acetylglucosaminyltransferase activity
Source: RefSeq, a predicted model, not a curated record